AUGAACGAGAAUUGUAAUGUCCAUUAUUUUGUAUUUUAUAUCUGUCAUCUAAAGAUUCAGUUGACCACAAUCCAGCACAUAAGACGACGAGUGCUUCAAUUUUUUAUGUUGAGCACUGCAGCAACAUGCUGCUUGCUUGUUUGCUUCAAUAAACCAGUACUUAUUUACGUUUUCGUUUCAGGAAUACCAACAUUGAUAAGUGAGAUUUUGCUUGUAAAUGUUGGAGAGUGGGACGAAAAGCUUUGUAAGAUUAAAGCUCAUCAUGCUUCGGGUGAUGAAAGUUAUGGUAGCAUUUCAAAUUUAAUCUAA
Clunio marinus is the source of this 309-nucleotide messenger RNA. Lineage: Eukaryota; Metazoa; Arthropoda; Insecta; Diptera; Chironomidae. The record is from the annotation of a GenBank genome assembly.